Sclerotinia borealis F-4128 is the source of this 1698-nucleotide messenger RNA. NCBI's taxonomy places the organism in Eukaryota, Fungi, Ascomycota, Leotiomycetes, Helotiales, Sclerotiniaceae. The record is from the annotation of a GenBank genome assembly.
AUGGCGAGCAUACCUGUAACUAUCAAGCAUCAGGGCAAGAAGUAUGCCAUUGAACUCGACCCUACAUCCAACGGCGAAACAUUGAAAUACCAGCUUUAUUCUCUCACUGGUGUCGAGCCAGACCGUCAAAAGAUUUUAGUUAAAGGUGGCCAACUGAAAGAUGACACCGACCUCUCGAAAAUAGGCGCCAAGCCAGGUCAGACAUUCAUGAUGAUGGGGACACCUGCAGAGGGGGGGACUUUUUCUAGACCAAAGGAAGCAAUUAAAUUUGUUGAGGAUAUGACCGAAGCAGAAGCUGCGCAACAGGUUGGCGCAACUCCGUCUGGACUGGAGAAUCUGGGAAAUACCUGUUAUCUCAACGCGACUUUGCAAACUCUCAGAGUAAUUCCAGAAUUACAAGAUACACUGCAGAAAUAUGCAUCUACUGGACGAGUUGGUUCUGAUAUCUUUUCCAGCGGUUUCAGCUUAGGACGCAAGGAUUUGACAGCUUCGUUGCGAGAUUUAUACAUCGAUAUGUCAAAAACACAAGAAGGGAUCCCACCUUUCACAUUUCUCGCCGCUCUACGAGAAGCCUUCCCACAAUUCAACGAGAAGGCGAAGGAUGGUCAUGGCCACGCACAACAAGAUGCUGAAGAAGCUUGGACGCAGAUCCUACAGGCCUUACGAUCGAAAUUGAAGAUUAAGAAUGAAGGUGGUAUCGUCGGGGGAUCUUCAUCUGCCGAAGUCUCUUUUGUCGACAAGUACAUGGCUGGAGCAUUCAAAUCUAUCACAGAGUGUGAUGAGCAAGGUGCGAAAGAUGCAGGCGAACAAAUAAUCAAUUCAGAGGAUGUUUUCUUGAAGCUGGAUUGUCAUAUCAGUGGCACAACCAAUCAUCUCCGAGAUGGAAUCGUGGCAGGAUUGGAGGAAAAGAUUGAAAAGAAUUCCGAAAUUCUUGGUCGCGAUGCUAUUUACACCAAGAAAUCGAAAAUCUCACGUCUCCCAAAAUACCUUACCAUCCACUUUGUCCGAUUCUUCUGGAAACGCCAGGUUCAAAAGAAAGCAAAGAUUAUGCGCAAGGUUACAUUCCCUGAUGAACUGGAUGUUGUUGAAUUCUGUACAGAUGAGCUCAAACAAAUGUUGAUCCCUGUUAGAGAUAAGCUUCGUGAGGUACGAAAGGAAGAGGAAGAUGUUGAUCGUGCUCGCAAGCGUCAAAAGCGCAUCCACGACAAAGAAGAAGCUGACAAAAAAGCUGGCAUCGUCGACGGAAAAGAUGAGAAGAAAGAGACCAAACCAAAGGAUGGCGAUACUAAAAUGGAGGACGUUGUCUACAAGACUGGUGCGGAGAUUGAUGCCGAAAAGGCUGCUGCAAUCUUGGAAGCCAAGAAGGAGCUGCAUGCAUUGAUCAAUCCCGAGCUUGCCAAGGAUGAUGGGGCUAACAAGUCUGGUCUUUACGAACUCCGUGGUAUCGUCACCCAUCAAGGUUCUAGCGCGGAUAGUGGUCAUUACACUUCAUAUGUGAAGAAGCAAGGGCCACUUGAUUCUAAGACUGGCAAACGUGGCGAGGAAGAUGGAAAGUGGUGGUGGUUUAAUGAUGAGAAAGUAUCGGAGGUUGAAGCUGAUAAGAUUACUAGUCUUGCUGGUGGUGGAGAAUCUCACUCUGCGCUUAUUUUGCUUUACAAGGCUAGUCCUUUACCUACUACCGAGGGUCUCAGUCAGUAA